This is a messenger RNA of Musa acuminata subsp. malaccensis (wild Malaysian banana), 997 nucleotides long. RefSeq names its product small ribosomal subunit protein uS3x. Lineage: Eukaryota; Viridiplantae; Streptophyta; Magnoliopsida; Zingiberales; Musaceae. Gene Ontology annotation, molecular function: RNA binding; structural constituent of ribosome. Gene Ontology annotation, biological process: translation. Gene Ontology annotation, cellular component: nucleus; cytosolic small ribosomal subunit. The record is from RefSeq and is a predicted model, not a curated record.
GGGUUUCACAGAGAGCCAACACCGCUACACCAUACGAAGAGCGGCGGCGAGUUCGUUCCCCCUCGAAUAACCUCCGAGAUGGCAACCCAGAUGAGUAAGAAGCGAAAGUUUGUGGCGGAUGGGGUGUUCUUCGCGGAGUUGAACGAGGUGCUAACGAGAGAGUUGGCGGAGGAUGGCUAUUCGGGUGUGGAGGUUAGGGUUACGCCCAUGCGUACCGAGAUCAUUAUUCGGGCGACGCGCACACAGAACGUCCUUGGUGAGAAGGGAAGAAGGAUCAGGGAAUUGACAUCGGUGGUGCAGAAAAGAUUCAACUUUCCGGAGAAUGGCGUUGAGCUCUACGCCGAGAAGGUGAACAAUAGGGGGCUCUGUGCCAUUGCUCAGGCUGAAUCGCUCCGUUACAAGCUUCUUGGCGGCCUUGCCGUUAGGAGGGCCUGUUAUGGUGUCCUGAGGUUUGUCAUGGAGAGUGGUGCAAAGGGGUGUGAGGUAAUUGUAAGCGGAAAGCUCAGGGCUCAGCGUGCCAAGUCCAUGAAGUUCAAGGAUGGGUAUAUGAUUUCUUCUGGUCAGCCGGUCAAUGAAUAUAUUGACUCUGCAGUGAGGCAUGUUCUCCUAAGACAGGGUGUUCUCGGAAUCAAGGUCAAAAUUAUGUUGGAUUGGGAUCCAAAGGGAAAGCAAGGUCCUACUACGCCUCUGCCAGAUCUCGUCACCAUUCAUCCACCAAAGGACGAAGAUGAAUAUGUCAGGCCAACACCAACUUUGGCUCCAGAGGUAGCCAUCGUCUGAUGAUCCCUGGUUUGCUGGGGUAUAAUGGUUCUGGGAAGAGGUCUCUUUUUGCUUUCAAAAACAAAAAAAAGUUUAGCUUUUUUGGUCUAUUUUGCAGUCUGAAACUUGUUUUACUAUGUUUUCUUCCUAACCAAUGUUGGUUUGAUGGUUGAAUUGCAUUCUGUUCUUUUUUUUUUUUAACUUGCUAUGGGAAAGAAAUUGAUUUGUAGCUGUGACG